Molecule: messenger RNA, 820 nt
Organism: Effrenium voratum
Lineage: Eukaryota; Dinophyceae; Suessiales; Symbiodiniaceae
Source: the annotation of a GenBank genome assembly
AUUGUUUAUCCGGCGCGUUUGGCCAUGGGCUGACUUUCAGCGGUCACGAGUGCAUGAUUGUCAGUUUGCGAUCGCGUGACCUCGCCCAACCGCUUGGAUGGAAGCGGACUUCCCGUCGGUGAUCCACUUGAAUGUGGGUGGACGGCGAUUGAUGACUACCUUGGCCACCUUGCAAUCAGAUCCGGACUCCAUGCUGGGUCUCAUGUUCAGCGGCAAGCACCCGGUGCUGCGAGAUGCGGAUGGCAGCUUCUUCAUCGACCGCGACGGCAGGCAGUUUCAUCACAUCCUGAACUACUUGAGGGAUGGGACGCUGCCAAUUGGCCUGUCCCGGGUUGAUCGACUCGAGCUGCUGCGGGAGGCCGACUUCUAUGGCCUGAAAGCCCUGUACAGCUUCAUCGGCGGGCCCACGGUGCAGGCAGCUAUGAUGACUGGUGGGGGGACUGGGCCCUGGCUUCGGAGCCUCUGGAAUGAGUUGGCCAAAGCGGAAGCUGCCGACUUUUCGGUGAACAGCCACAGUCAUCGAGUCUAUGCCCGACUGCGGUAUGGCCAAGAGUACAGCGGCGAUUGGAUCGUGUCAUCCCCAAGGAAUCUUCCUCACGUACAAUACGAGCUCUAUGAUGCGUGCCUGGCGCGCGAUCCGAUCACUGCUCUCAACAAGAUGGGUGCUGCUGGCUUCCGACCCUGCUUGGACCCCCCGGUGGUGCCGGCCAACAAUGCGUCGGUGCAAAACGACGAGUGGGAGAUCAUGAUGUACAAGGAUGUGUGCCAGUGAUCUCACAGCUGAGCGCCUGUCCGAGCAGAGUGCUCAUUUGAUCGCCGG